AUCAAGCCCAUUUAAUUUCUUCUCCUCUUGCUUGGGUAGGGGAACAAAGUUGAUAGUUGGAUUGUCUUGAUUCAAUUUUUAGGGGUUUAAACCAAAACAACGUCAUCCACCUCCCUAAUCGAGCGUUCUUCCGCUCCCAAAACCCCCCACGUCUCAGUCUUCCCCGAUAAUGGCCCACCGCCGCCAUUAACAACCCCACCUCCACUACCUUCUUCAGAAAUACAUUCACUCCAAAUUUGGGUUUCAAGGUAUGCUCCCAAUAAUCUAUGUUAAUCCCAUUAAAUACAUGAUUUUUUACUUAUAAUUUCUGCCAAUUUUCAAGUUUCAAUCGAAAAAUUUGAUCCCCAUUUUCCCCAAAUUAGCAUGAACUAACAAGAUUGUGAAUAACCCUUUUUGGAUUUUGAAUUCAAGAGCUUAUAUUAGCAAUGAUUCAAAGAUUUUGUCUUUCAUUUCGACCCAUUCGUCGGUUUUCUGUAGUUGGUCGUAAUCUUUCUUGUUCAUCCUUUAACGCGGUUGAUACGCCAACAAUUAGCAAUUCAAGUAGUUGUGUUAGCAGUAAUCAUGAUAUUAAUAGUGGUAGUAAUUUUAGUGUUAAUGCUAAUUCAAGGAUUAAACCUAAGUUGGAAGAACCAGCUCUUAUUAAGCUUAAGAAAGAGAGAGACCCAGAUAAGCUAUUUAAACUGUUCAAAGAUAAUGCCCACAAUCGCCUUGUUAUUGAAAACAAGUAUGCUUUCGAGGAUACGGUUUCGAGGUUGGCAGGUGCUAAGAGAUAUGAUUACAUUGAGCAUUUGCUUGAGCAUCAGAAGUCCUUGCCUCAAGGUAGGAGGGAGGGAUUUAUUGUUAGGAUUAUAAUGUUGUAUGGAAGGGCGGGUAUGGUUAAACAAGCCGUCGAUACGUUCUAUAAUAUGCAUUUGUUUGGUUCUAAAAGGACUGUAAAUUCUGUCAAUGCUGCCCUGAAAGUAUUGAGUCAGACCUGUGAUUUGGAGGCUAUUAAUUCGUUCCUUAUGAAGGUACCUUGGGAGUUUGGGGUUCAGCUUGAUGUGAUUUCAGUUAAUAUUGUGAUUAAUGCUUUUUGUGGGAUGGGAAUAUUGGAUAAGGCUUAUUUAGUGAUGGUAGAGAUGGAAAAGGCAGGGAUAAAGCCUGAUGUUGUUUCGUAUACGACUCUUAUAUCAGCUUUCUACAAGUAUGGUCGUUGGGAGAUUGGAAAUGGACUGUGGAAUCUCAUGGUUUAUAAGGGAUGUUAUCCUAACAUUGCUACAUUUAAUGCUAGAAUCCAAUUUUUAGUAAGUAGAGGGCGAGCAUGGGAAGCAAAUGACUUGCUGGGCCUGAUGGAAAACCUAGAGAUGCAACCAGAUGAAGUUACUUAUAAUUUGGUAAUCAAAGGGUUUUGUCGGGCUGGGUUUUAUGAUAUGGCCAAAAGGAUUUUCUCGGCCUUACAUGGUCGGGGUUAUAAAGCUAAUGCUAAAAUUUAUCAGACUAUGGUACAUUACUUAUGCAUGGCAGGGGAUUUUAAUUGUGCAUAUUUUAUGUGCAAAGAAUGCAUGAAGAAAAACUGGACUCUGAAUGUAGACACCAUUUGUACAUUACUUAAGGGUUUAAAGAGUAUUGGAGAAGUAGAUAAGGCUGCAAUGAUAUUUUAUUUGGCUCAAAGAAGACAUCCUCCUUUUCCUGCGAGGCAGUUGGAUGUUUUUAAAGCCAUAUUAGCAAGAAGUUGACAUUUGACGGGUUGAAGUGCUCAUAUCAUAUCAUCUUCCUAAGCUACAUUGGCUGGUUGGUGUUAUUUACUAUCUUUGGUAUUGAGAAUUUGAACAGCAUGAGACAUUGUAUGGGUCAGGCAUCCAAGGGACAAUAAAAUUAUGUUCUUUCGUGUCCUAUAGCUUUUGAUGAACUAACUGUAAAUGUUGCCUCCCAAUUGUGCAUGAGGGAAGUAUAUAGACAGGAGUAACUUCAGAGGGUGUAAAGUGAUUCCAGAAAACCCUCUGUCAGUCCAAGAAUGAAGUUGAUAAUUAGGAUAUCAUUGUCAAAUUGCUGCCAUUGUUCUGCUUUUGGUAUUAACAGGAAGAAAGAAAUCCCAGUUAUGCAGAAGUCAAAGCUGCCUGUGGCAUUAGUCUCUCAUUUUUCUCCCGUGGGAAGUUUUGGCUUUCUUUUUUGGCUUUUUUCGGGCAAGUUUUCCUGCAAGCCUCAUAUGGAUAGGGUAUUUGAGCACAACUUUGAGAAGCUUCAAAGUUAUUGAUUCUUUAAUUCAUUUAUAGAUCAAUUGUUCUUAGAAAUUGGUAUACAAUGGGAAAAUACGAUACGCCUCUCUGUAAUUCUUUCCACUCUAUAGCUGAUUUUUCAAGCAAUAAAAAAAGUUACAUUUGGCCUAAGAAUUUCUAUCUCCAUUUCACUUCCCUCUUCUGCGGUGUUACUGUCUCUUGUCUGUUGUCACCCCACUGAAUAUUCAUUAUGACAAUAUCAAAGGUUUGGAUUUGAUGUUUCUGAGGUAAUUGGAUAGAUGUUCAUAGUCAAUUAGUCAAAUGUGUUUUAUCUUCUCCAUGUGUAUGUUCAGGUUUGGAAGUUUGUCUUCAUGUUAUCAUCAAUUUUUUGUGUUCCUUCUAGACAUGCGAUGCAUCAGAAACUCCAUUAGGUGAAAAUUAUUUCUGUUACAGGCCCUUGGAAACCCUAUUGCCACUUGCAAGUUACUUCAUACACACAAAUUAACUAA
This is a messenger RNA of Chenopodium quinoa (quinoa), 2704 nucleotides long. RefSeq names its product pentatricopeptide repeat-containing protein At1g80150, mitochondrial-like. The record is from RefSeq and is a predicted model, not a curated record. Gene Ontology annotation, molecular function: protein binding. NCBI's taxonomy places the organism in Eukaryota, Viridiplantae, Streptophyta, Magnoliopsida, Caryophyllales, Amaranthaceae. The transcript has 3 exons. Bases 426 to 1715 code for a protein of 429 amino acids.